This is a messenger RNA of Colletotrichum chrysophilum, 735 nucleotides long. RefSeq lists its product as uncharacterized. The record is from RefSeq and is a predicted model, not a curated record. NCBI's taxonomy places the organism in Eukaryota, Fungi, Ascomycota, Sordariomycetes, Glomerellales, Glomerellaceae. Bases 1 to 735 code for a protein of 244 amino acids. The transcript has a single exon.
AUGAAGUUCCUCGGUCUCUUACUACUUCUUUUUGGCCAGCUAGCCGUCGCUGCCGGUCCGUCUCACGCCUUUGAAACGGUCUUGUAUUACUACAUUGCCUACCGGCUGGAAUGGAAGAUGUACGGGCAGUCUCAGAGGCUGCUGUACCCUGUGAGAUCUCCCAUUCCGACCAAAGAAGGCGAUCUCAUCACAUUCCCCAAAAAUGUCGGUCCAGAUGGCAACAUGCUGCCAUUCACCGACUUCGUCUGCCGGUAUAUGAACAACCCAAAAGCCAAGUGCAACGUCCAACUGGACCUCGACAAUCCUGAGCGAACGGGAGAGUUGUUACUAGAGGAGGGAAACAACGGCGCUGCGAAGAUCCCAGAUAUGAGGGGGGUUCCCCAAGGCGACAUGUACGAGAUCAACGAGAAGAAUGAUGCGGAAAUCUCACCCAAAUUGAAGUACUACAACAGCUUCACCGAAGACCUCGCCCAAACAUUCAAUGCCGCCGCCAAGAAAUACGGUACAUCCACUUCCAGCGAGGUCUACAAGGAACUUGCCGCUGUUGAGCCUCUUUUGAAUCGUAUUCUCAAGGUACGUUCAGAGGAUAUACAGACAAAGCAAAAUAUUCGAAAGACUUUUGUGGAAGCCUUUUUGAAAGACAGUACUUUCAAAAGCUACAAAGGCUCAGUGGACCCUGCGGAUAUGCUGAAGAACGCAAAGCUCUGGCAAGUAGUCAAGAAGGUAUCGCCGUAG